AUGGCAAACAUUGCCACAGCAUCUCACCAUGAAGAUGCGCCGCCUACGGAAGGCGGCUUCUUUGCCUUCCAUACUACUAUACCAUCAACAAGUGAUGUGAGAAGCGCUAUUGUCAAAGACAUGGACUGGCUGCAGGUCCUGGAACAGUCGCUAUUGGAGAAGGAACAGUACGCCUCAGCAUUUAGCGAGCGAGCCGAUUAUCUUGAACUACAAAACGUCAUGCUCGUCCCAUCACUAGGAACAAACCUCCUGUCGAUAUCUGCUAUCCAGGACUGA
Molecule: messenger RNA, 276 nt
Organism: Pseudogymnoascus destructans
Lineage: Eukaryota; Fungi; Ascomycota; Leotiomycetes; Thelebolales; Thelebolaceae
Exons: 2
Coding region: 1-276 (91 amino acids)
Source: RefSeq, a predicted model, not a curated record